ACUGUCUUUCUCAGAUGGUGGGUUCUCAUGUUGAUAUGUUUCUUGCAGAUUGGAGGAAAGAAAAGUUCCAGGCUGGUGAGUCUAUGAUGGUGUAGAAAGGACCAUUUCCUUUGUGCAUAGUCUCACACAAAGAUGGACAGAAGUUAGCAGAAUCACCUGGGGCCAGAGAAGCUCUCACAAAAUAGUUUCUCUCAGGGCAGAACCCUGGAUCACUUCCUUAAUCCUCUGCCUGUGGCGCCAGCACCCCAUAUGGGUACUGGUUCUAAUUCCAGUUGCUCCUCUUCCAGGCCUGCUUUCUGCUGUGGCCCAGGAGGGCAGUGCAGGAUGGCCUGAGUGCUUGGGCCCCUGCACACAUAUGGGAGACCAGGAGGAAGCACCUGGCUCCUGGCUUCGGAUCGGCACAGUGCUGGCCCUACUGGCCAUUUGGGGAGUGAACCAACGGAAGGAAGACCUUUCUCUCUGUCUCUCACUCUCUCACUGUCUAUAACUCUACCUGUCAAAUAAAUAAAAAAAUUAAUUAAUUAAUUAAAAAAUAGUUUCUCUGGCCCAGGAAUAUUGAUAUCUUUCCUACAGAGAUGAUAGUCCUCUUGUCUUUGCAGUACACAUGACCCUGGAUGAAGACACUGCCCAUCCUGCCCUCCGCCUCUCUGAACAGAGACAUGUGACCUGGCAUGAAGAGCGGCGAGAUCUCCCUGACUGCCCACAGAGAUUUGAUUCCCUUCCCUGUGGGCUGGGUCAACUGAAUAUCACCUCUGGGAGAUACUACUGGGAAGUAGAUGUUGGGGACACAGUUUCUUAUGAUCUGGGAAUCUGUAGGGACAAUGUAACAAGGAAGGGGAGAGUAACAAUAUCCCCACAAAAUGGUUUCUGGGCCAUCAGGCUUUAUGAGGGGGAGUACUGGGCUCUCACUUCCCCAGAAACUCAUCUUACUCUGAGGGAGUCCCCCCGUAGGGUGGGGAUAUUCCUGGAUUAUGAAGAUGGAGAAGUGUCAUUCUAUAACAUGACAGAUGGAUCCCAUAUUUACACCUUUACCCAGAUUUUGUUCAAAGGGUCCUUAAGACCUUUUUUCAGGCUUUGGAACUCUGACUCAGGCACCUUGACCAUUGUCCACUGAAGGAGAGCAGAGUAAUGCUGUAAUUCAGAAGUGCACCCCAUUUCACAAAAAAAAUGACUUUGAAUCCCAAUGUUGAUUGCCAUUCCAGCUAACUAUUGUGAAAUUGCAUUUUUCUUUCUCUUUAUUGGUUCAUUGUCAAAAUGAAGCUGUGGGGCACAGAUUUCUGAUUGGUCCUUACUACUAAUUUUCCUCAACCUUAAUAAUUGACUUCCUGACCUAUGAUAGUCCAGUUUAAACAUUAGAUUUCCUAGUCUUCUUUGCUGCAUGUGACUAGAUGACGGCCGGUAUAACAUAUGCUGAAUUAUGUAGUCUGACUUAUGAGACUUGUACUAAAGGGAAAUGAUAUGUCUUUGUUAUUUACUGUUUCUGUUUAAUAGAUAUGACAUUAAGGAUGUAACU
Molecule: messenger RNA, 1513 nt
Organism: Oryctolagus cuniculus (rabbit)
Lineage: Eukaryota; Metazoa; Chordata; Mammalia; Lagomorpha; Leporidae
Source: RefSeq, a predicted model, not a curated record